AGCCACAAGAGUGUGCCUGUGAGAGGAUUGCCAAUCUCCUCCGCCAAACCAGAAUUAGCCGGUAUCGCAGGAAUGAAAGAGCGUGGAGAUUUGAAAUUGCAGGGAAUGGAGACAAGGCAGUGCAGAAGACGAGCUGCCCGGGGGACAAGUGGCCCGCGGCCGGUGCCACACUUCUACAGAGAAUAAGCCCCUGGGCUGCGGGCAGGGGCGAGGCUGAGCUGGCGCGGCCGGCUGCGGGAGCCGGGCGCAGGUGGACACCGGAGCCUGCAGCAGCUCUCGGGGUGCGGAGCAGCGCCGCGGGUUUGCCUGGCGGCGGAGGCUCGGCGCCUUGGGGGGCCGGGGCGGCGGCGCUGGCGGGGCCCGGCGCGGUGAGUACCUAGGGAAGAGCCGCGACCCGCCGCACGGCAACGGCACCGGCACGGGUGCGGGCGGGAGAAGGCGCAGCAGCCGCGCCGCCUGCGGCAGAGGCGGUCUGGGCUGGGCUGGGCUGGGCUGGGCUGGGUUGGGCUGGCCCGGCGAGGUGCGGUGCGGUGCGGUGCGGUGCGGUGCAGCGGGACCGCGGGGCUGCCCGGGGGCAGCGGGAGGCGGCGGCGGCCCCUCCGCGCCGCGCUGCUCUGGGAGCGCUGCCGCCGCGGGGUAACUAGCGGUCAUCCUUUGUGCUGCGGCGGGCGGCGCCUGCAGCCGUGCCGGCCUCCCAACACCGCCCCGCCGCGCGGCCCCGCCGCCGCCGCCGCCGCGGCCGCAGUCCCCGCGGGCCGGGGAGGCCGCCGCGGCCCAGCCCGGGCCCCCUCCCCGGCCGCUCGGCGACAGGCGCUGCCCCCGUGGCAGCCCGGGGCGGGGUUGGCGGCUCCCCUCGUCUGAGCAGCGUUCUGCAUACAUGAGCUUAACUUGAGUGGUGGGGGGCGCGUAACAUGUACAGCUCCCGCGUAUGUUAUCUUGCGGGGUGGGAGGUGGGGGGAAGUACAUCGCCUGCCUUGGGGCUGCUCCUGUAACAGCCUGUCACCGUUUACAGAACAGAGGUACAGCGCCUGACGCAGGCUGCCUGUUCCCUUGGCACCAAGGGGAGAAAAAUUUACUCUGUGAGCCUACUGGGGCUGUCCCCGGGGACGCGGCACCGCUGGUGGGUAACACCGGGGCAGGGCAGUACCGAGGGGUCUCCCGGAGGGGUCUGAGCGGGGCCUGGGACACAGCCUCCGGGGAGCCGAAUCUGGAAAAGGAGAUGCCGACGACUUCAUGCAAACUUGUGACCCUGGCAAUUAGAUUAGCGUUUUAAGCAUUUAAUUUCUCUGGUUUUCUCUUCCUUCCUGGGCAUGCUGGGUGCUGGGGCUCUGAUCUGCAGAAGUUGCUAGUAUCCACAUCUCCAGUGAAGCCACUGACAACUGAAGUGCUAGGUGUAUUAGCAAGCUGAAGUUAGACAGUCAACACUUACAACACCCAAAAUAAACUAUGUUUUUAACAAUUUUAUUUUCUUUUUGUAUGUCUUCAAAAGAUGAAUAGUUACGUGUGGCAUGUCUACUGGGAAUAUUGUGAAGCAAAAUUCAUUGCUGUUUCUGAUGCAUUUAGGAGUUAUCCAUUAGAAGCGCCUUUAAACUAUGAUUUUAUGCUAUACUUGAGGCAAUCAGGUACUGGAAGCGGUCAACCAAGUAUAUGUAAAUUAUUAUUCAUCAUAUGGACUUUUUACAUCAAGAUCAGGUGUUUUUCAAUGAUCCACUCCAAUUACAAGCUAGAGAGCCAUAGAUCCACUGAUUCUACAGGGAACUCGGGUGUUUUGCUGCUAAAUUUGGUUGUAUUACAGCACCUGCAUUUGUCCCUAAAAUAGCUCAUGAGUCAGGGUUUCAAAAAAACUCAGCAUCUUUGUGGCCACUAAUGUUUGGUCCAGUUUUCAAAGAGCUCUGCAUAUUGUGUGUGCAUAAAAUAUAAAAAGAUUUUCUGAAAAGAAAAACUACACCCAAGCCCUAGUUCUUCUCCAGCUGACCAAACAAGAAUCCACGUUCCCCUGCCUUUAAACACAGUCCCUUGAGAGGGGCUGUAUUCAACCACUGUUGCUGCAAGUGGGUCUUCACCGCCUUGCUCACUGGGGAAAUGUGGCUGGCUUCACAAACCAGCUGCUGUCAUUUUCAUUGCAGUUUCUCUAGGAUUUCACAAUUGCAAAGAGCCCCUUGGGUUUCUCUGCUGUCCGUGAUGCUGUGUUUUUGACACUGUAAUACUGUGGUGUGGGACGAAGGCUGAGGGCAGGUAAAGUGCAUUUCUCCUAGGUGUCAUGGGCCACAGAGUGGUGAGUCAAUAGUGCGGAGAGGAUCCAGACAUACAGUCCUUGCUUCGUCUACAGCCUGAGAGCUUGAGCAAUUACUGGAGAUGACGUCCCCUGCUUUUGAGUGUAGUCACUCUGAACUUGUGACGUUAGUGGAAAGUUAGUAUCAUAAAAGUCGUAAUAAGCAGGAAUCCAGUUCAAAAGGAAAAUACAUACACUUUCUGAAGAUUUGUGGGGGUUGAUGCAAGCUUGACAUUAACUUGCAUCUACUCAAUCUAAGCCUGUUCUGUUGGUAAGAUUGCAAAGAUAAGCAUCACAUCUUUGCAUCUCAAUCUUUUUUGCUUUAAAUAACUUAAAAUAUAUUGAAGAUAUAUGUAUUUCCUGUUUAAAAAAGAAACUUUUGUAUCCAGUAUUAGUAUUCAGGUGCGCACAAAACCAGUCAAAAGCAUGAAAGAGAAAGGUGAGGCUCCACAUUUAAUCCUGGCUCUGAAUCUUCAGUUACAUAAUUUUGUUUUCCACUAUCUAAGAUGUACUGUAAUAUCCAUCAUACAUUUUCAUUAAUCUUGCACAGGGCAUGUUUAACAGCUUGCAAUUUGCCUUCAUUCUGCUACUUCUCAUUCUUUCCCAUUAGCAUGGUUAUUCACUAUCUUUAUUACCUUUAUGCAGUUAGUAUUCCUCUCUCUUGUGAGUUGGCUGAAUCCUCCGUAAGUAGUCAUUUAAACAACAUCAAUGGGGGAUCAAGCUCCAAGUGUGUUAAUAGGAAAGUGUUGAGAUGUCGUCUUUAAGACCUACAGCAGAGGAAGGAUGAAGUAUGAUUUUAACUAAGGCUGUCCCAGGCUGUCCUCUCACGUUCAAAAAAAAGCCUGUACCACCUCAUGGCUCUGAGUUGUUGCCCUGCUACAUCUCCUGCCUCAAACACCCUGGGGGACCUCCAUAAAGUCCUUUAAGUAUAAGCCCCCUUCUCUCUGCCUCUUGAUUUGGAAAGAUAAAGCCAAUAAGUCAUUUCAGUGUGUGUUUCUACUGGCGCCAAGGUGUGGACUCAACAAUUGGUCCCAGCUUAUCUGCUCAUGCAGCGUUAAAUGUGCCCAGUUGUUGUUCUACCUCACUGUCACCAAUAGCUUCCACACCCGAGUUAGGACUACUGACAGUUUAGUCUGAAAACAGUAUUCAUCUGCGAAAAUUUCAUAUCAGGAGUACAACAUGUUUUAGCUCCAAUCCACAGUAUGAAGCAAACCAGUUAGCUCUUGGAGUAACCUACAUGUUCAAGCUGCCCUUAGUUACAUGUAAUUACCUGCACUGUAAGAGAUACGUGUCACUUAACUACAAAGGUAACUUACCCAGCAGCCAGUCUGGAGAGGUUACAUAUGUUGGCAGGUUUUCACUGUUUUCUGUGAAAGAAACAGUAGCUUUGACCAAUCAGCUCUGACUCCAUCGAUGUAUUAGUAUGAAAUACUUCAAGUCUGCCUUUGUAUGUUUAUCUAGCAGUAAGAAAAAAGUAGAAUGGUUUGGAAAGGUAGUAACUUGAGAAGCAAAAUAUAUGCAUAUAUUUAAAGAGAACAGCCCAAAUUUUCAGUUAGUACAGAAUCUGAGUUGCUCCAUUCACUGCCAGUUUUCAAUAGUGAGGAGCUAGCCAUACCUUCUGAGGGCUCACAAAACAGAUAAGGAGCUUUUUUAGUCAAUUUUUGACAACUUUCUUCUCUCUUUUGAGUGUUGUGGAGCUGAUGUCUCUUUUUAUUUCUCUGGAGAAGAAAAGAAGACAAAAAAUUACCAUCUCUGGUAAUUUGUAUUGUUGCAUUUCUAGUCUCCAUGGAAACCUAUUUGGUGCUCCACAGUUGGGUAAAAUUUCAAUGUGUUGCAGAAGAAAUUGGAUGGAGGGAAGACCGGUUUCUGCACCUUGCCCGUUAAUCAAUUAAAAAUGGUUUUGGAAUUAUUUUCACAUUGUGUCACGGUCUUCACUUAGAGUAACAAUGGAAGAAAUCAAAGUAAUCAAAUUAAGCUGUUAUGGCCUGAUCCUACACCCACUUAUGCACACAACUCUGCCGCUCAGUUUGAUUCUGAUAGGCAUUGACGCUGAUUUGGAAAAAUUCUUUGGUUUUAGUAGGAUUAUAUGGAUUAAAGCUAUGGAACUGAAAGCAUAACAGCAAACUGUCAAGCUGACGCUAAUAAAAAGCUUGCCAGAGAGGUGGUAACAAUCCCCUUGUUACAAAUUAUGUAAGCAAAGCAUUUUGAAAAUCAAGAACCUUAAAUCUUUGCCUUUCUCUGUCUUCACUGUUGUUCUUCCACUACUAAGGAAGAAAUACAUCUCAAAACUGGUUUCCUCUGAAAAGAGGUGGUAACUUCAUCUACCUGCCUCUUCAGGAUUUCAUUUCUUUUUUGUUCUCAAGCUUUAUGAACUUGAAUACGAAUCUUACUGGGGCAGCAGAAGGUGAUACAGAAGAGGAAUACACAGAGAGAGAUCAGUCUUUUUUGUGAUCUGUCAACCCAUGAAGAGUGAGUGCUCUCAGCCAUCUAAAAAAUACCUUGGAGAAAAUGUAUGCUAGUCGAGAGGAUAUUGGAUAUGAUUUUGGAGAUGAUUCAAAAGUUGGAAGUAAGCCAAUUAAGCCUAAUCCAAACAUCGAUGGAGGAUGGGCUUGGAUGAUUGUGCUUUCCUCUUUCCUUGUGCACAUACUUAUCAUGGGGUCCCAAAUGGCCCUUGGAAUUCUCAACAUGGAAUGGCUUGAAGAGUUUAAUCAAAGUCGUGGUUUAACAGCAUGGGUUAGUUCCCUCAGCAUGGGCAUUACACUUAUUGUAGGCCCUUUCAUUGGUUUAUUCAUCAGCAUGUGCGGGUGCCGCAAGACAGCUAUAAUUGGAGGGAUACUGAAUGCCCUAGGUUGGAUACUGAGUGCCUAUGCCUCAGAUGUGCACUACCUCUUCCUUACGUUUGGAGUGACAGCUGGCGUUGGAAGUGGCAUGGUUUAUCUGCCUGCUGUGGUCAUGGUAGGGCAGUAUUUUCAGAAGAGAAGAGCGCUUGCACAAGGACUCAGUACCACAGGAACAGGGUUUGGAGCUUUCCUAAUGACUGCCUUACUGAAGUACCUCUGCAUCGAGUUUGGGUGGAGGAACGCCAUGUUCAUCCAGGGUGCUAUCUCCCUAAACCUUUGUGUCUGUGGAGCGCUUAUGAGACCACUCUCUCCCAAAGACAUGGUUAGUGAAAAAUAUGUUGUGAGAAGUAACAGUGAAGAUAAUCAGGCAAAAGCUCUGUCCCAUUCUGCAGAGACUAUAAAAUCUAAUGGAGUCCUCGGUGAAGAAUCGGGAAAAAAAGAAGAGGCAACAAAUGAAGAAGUGCUUGAUGGUGUUCAGCACAUAGAAUCCGGAGGUAAAUCCAGAGGUGGAAGGAACAUGUAUGGACUGCGUAUUCUUAAGACAGUGAGCCAGCUGACAGUUACAGUCAGGAAGGGCUUUGCAAUAUGGUACUCCAGCUACUUUGGAGCUGCAUCACUGUUUACCAAUAGAGUAUUUGUGGCCUUUAUAAUUUGGGCUUUGUUUGCCUAUAGCAGCUUUGUCAUUCCCUUUAUUCAUCUUCCAGAAAUAGUCAAGCAGUACAACUUGUCUAGUCAGAACAAUAUAUUUCCUUUGACAUCCAUUAUAGCCAUUGUUCAUAUUUUCGGUAAAGUGAUUCUUGGAAUCAUCUCUGAUCUCCCGUGCGUCAGCACAUGGAAUGUCUUCCUCAUGGCUAACUUUACCCUGGUCACUUGCAUUCUUACUUUGCCACUAAUGCAAACAUACAUUAGCCUGGCUGUGGUUUGUGCUCUAAUAGGAUUCUCUAGCGGCUAUUUUUCUCUAAUGCCUGUUGUGACUGAAGAUUUAGUUGGAACUAAACACCUUGCAAAUGCUUACGGCAUCAUCAUUUGUGCCAAUGGAAUAUCUGCAUUGUUUGGACCACCCUUUGCAGGUUGGAUCUAUGACAUCACACAGAAAUAUGAUUAUUCUUUUUACAUAUCUGGCUUGCUAUACAUGGUGGGAAUAGUAUUUUUACUUAUACAACCUUGUAUUCAAAAGAAACAACCAAGAGAAAAAUCUACGGAAGAAGCACAAGUAUAGAACAAAUUCCAGAAGAUUUUUACAGAAUUUUCUUUGUUUUCAUGUUUCUAUUGUAUGACAUUUUGAAGCUGUUUUUCUUAUGGAACCAACCACAUUGAGCUAUACUUAAGUGAAAAGCAAAUGUGCACCAAAAUGCUAAUAAAUUAUUAGAAAUAUGUUUUUAAAAUGAGUUAAGAUCCUUUACUUUAAGAACUAACAAAUAAGCAAUUAAAAGCACCCUGCUAGUCUUUUCAACUUGAAACAAUGCUAGGAGCUUGUACCCUUGCUUCUCUUUUUACUACUCACCACUAGCCAUCGGUGAAACUCCAUUGACUGCAGUGCAGUUACUCCUGAUUUACACUGGUCUUACAAGAGAAUACGAUCAGGAUAUGAAUGAUUUAUAAAAGCCCUUCUUACUAUGUAUUCUGUCUGAUAAAAGAUUAGUUACUGAGUAUGAGAAAAUGAUUGUAUUUCUUACCUGGCUAGUCAGGUAGUGUUGAAAUGCUAGUACAAUAAUUCAAUUAAUUCUGUACUGAAGUUACUAUUUCUGUAAUGCAAAACUGAAGGAAAGUACUUAUAUUUUUCCUGUAAUUACUCUCUUCUUCAAGGAUUUUUAAAUUAUCAACUAUCAACUGCAUAAUAAAGUAGCCAUCCUCAAUACAUAGGCUGCCUGCAUUAUAAAUGCUGUGACACUUAAUGCCGCUGAAGUAAAACAUAAAAGCAGAAACAGGCAACAUAUGGAAAAAUACUACUGUUAUUCACAGACUGGAAAAUGUUUCCAGAAACAGUUGGAAGUUUCUGGUUGCUUUACCAAAUUAGAGGUAUUGCAGAACUUUGUAACAUUGCAAUUGACUCCCUCCGUGGGAUUUGUCAAGUAAACUACUAGAGAAACAGAGUUAAGCAAAAUUGGCCAAAUAUACUUUUAGAAAGAACAGGACUACAGCACACUAAAUUUUGUUGCAAUAAAAUUAAUAACAAAACCUGUUACAUUAUAGCAGUUGUGUUGCUGCUCAUAAAGCACACCAUGAACUGUCUAUGACUGGUCACGUUUGAGAUGUUUAUUCACUAGAAAAUCAGAUAAUGCAGAGCAUGGCAGAGCUAAAGACCACUUAAAAUAUUCAAAUUACUUUUUUUAACAUGAAAUACCUGGUAAUCAAUGCAGAAUGUUUUGUGUGGUGGUGCAGGACACGCUUUUUCCAGCUAUGAGAGCUGAGCCUGAUGUUAACUUUCCUAUCAAAUAAAGGUCAAUGUAGGUUUUUUUUCCUGCUAGCUUUUUGAAAGUUUAUUGACACAAAUCAGGUUCACGGUUUAACACUGAUACAUGCUGCUGGAAUUCUUUAAAAGCAAUUGAUACUAUUCAAUGAUACUGAACAGACAUUGGGAAACAGUUUAGAAUGCAAUGGUAUCAUUAUAGAGAUCUUUUUCAUAGCUGCAAGGUUGGUUCACAAAAAGUUCUGAACCAUAUUUUGUAUUGUUCUAUAUUGCAAUUCUCCAGCUUCAUAGUUUCACACUUGUACAACUGUUGGCAGGGUCAUACUUUAAAAUAGAUCACUGAAAUGAGCCAAAUUAAAAAAGAAAACCUUAAGAAACCCCCGAGCUACUUUAAGAUUUAGAUCAGUUCAAUCAUACAGGAUAGUUAUGUAUGGCCUUUAAAACUGAUGUUAAAACAACUGAGUUGGCAGCAAACUGCAACACAUGGUAUGAACACGCAGUCAGCAAUGUCUUAAAAUCAGCCUUUUUGUUGGAGGAAAUGUUCAUGUAAACUACACUUUCACAUCAGUUCUUUUGUUACAGGUUUAAUGUGUUCUUGGUGUGAGUGUUGCUGCUGGCUUAUUUUAACUGAGCUAUCUUUUAUUGGUGUAAUAUAUAUUGAAGUGAUGAUUUCCCUCAAUUUCCUUUUUUUUUUUUCUUUUUGAAAGAUAUGUACCCUUUAUACUUAGAUCUUCACUUUGUCUUUUGUCAAAAUCAACUUUAUUUGCAUAUUACUGUAAUGCAUAAUAUGUCAUUUACUUAUGAUAUCUGCAAUAUACCUUUCUAUAGAAGUCCGUACUGGGCCAUAUAAUGGAAUAAACUUACAUUACCCAAAUUUCACUUUCUGUUCGUUUACUAAUUAAGUUCAUUUUUUUAAGCUUAAAAAUGAAGAUUCUCCGGCAAAAUUAUUCUUCUUAUUUCUUCUAGCAAAAGGGACAGAUACAUGGUUGAUCAAGGAGAAGGGAACGUGGCCUGUCAAAAGCAAGUUAAAUUAGGAUUUAAAACUAACAUUCAGUCAGUCCAUAUUGACUCCAUGGGUUCUAGUUUCCUAACCUGAAACUGCCUAAAUCUGUUAUGAGAACACAAGCUAAGCAAAAAUUCCUUGCUGGUAAAUUGACAGAAAGUGAGAAAAGAGGGUCUGUUGUUUAGUAGCUCUGCUUACAUACUGUAGUUCUUAAAAUCACCUCUCUAGAGCAAAAUUACAUUUUACAGUAUUUUAUUGAACAGAAAUUUUAUGAAUACACUAUUUUAUGCACAUCAUGAUAUUUAUGACAUUGUCCUAAAAGGAAAUAGUCACAAAGAGGAAAGAAUAUACUUAACCGUUUCUUCUAUCUAAAGAUCUACAGUCACCAAAUGGUUCAAGAAUAUUGGUAUAUAGUUGUAGAACAAAAUAUUCUUAAUCUAAAUUAGCAAAUACCUUCAAAGGAUUAAAAUACCACUUUAUAAAGAAACAAUCAUUGAAGAACCCUGUAUUCGUAGUUUUUAAUCAGUUUAUACAAUUCAAGUUUAAUACCUGACAUGUUAAAAAAUUGUAAACAUAAUACACUCUUUGAAUAUUACACUAGUGUACCCAAAUACUGCAAUCACUGGUUUUAAUACUUGGGUCUUUAUUCAGUUAGCUUUUGUUCUGAGUGUUUUGUUUCUGCCUCCUCCUUUGAAGUUGCAGCUGUAGCUGAAGACUGUGAAGAAUUGAUUCCAGGCCAUUUCCUGUGCAAGUUCUUUCAUUUCAGGUGUAAUUGUGCUACACGAGUUCCCCACAGUAUUUUCCCACAGUGCAUUACUGUUACAAAUCUCUAGUAAGAGAAAGUAGAGACUUGAAAUCAUAAUUUGGCUGAAAAGUAGAGGCUUAAAAUUAUUGCUGAGUGGCUUACUCACUGCUGAUUAUUUCACUACCCAAAAUGUGUUUAGACAACACAGGUACCUUGUAUGAAGGUCACUUGCAGUGCAAUCUGCCUGCCCAUCUUGAAAGGCGCAGUAUUAGUUAAAACUCACAAUGACAUCAGUGGAAGUUUUGCCAGGGCAAGAUACCGCAUGUUCUUCUGUGGAAAAUCUGAGAAACCUCUUUUCAUAUGGUAUCAAAGGCCUUUCUGCCAUAAUAAAAGCAGCUGUAAGGCCACAUACUCUCCUUGUAUGUAAUUCAUAGAGCCCCACUGAAUCAAUGAAGCUGUGUAUGAUUAUAAAAAGAACUUGUCAGGAUGUAGAAAUCACAUCACAAUCACAAAUCUGUUUUCAAGGUAAGUAAAAGCAGCAAAUUGCCUUUGGACUUACACUGGAAAUGCAAUUCUAGGAAGCUUUCCGAAGCAGCGUGUAGGAUUAACACUGUUUCUUGGGAGAUGCCUCCCUCUUUCAGAAUGACUCCAUAAACACAAUCAGGUGGAAAUACUACAUUAUAAACAGGAAGAGACAGUCAUGCAAUUUGUUAGGUGGCAGAAUCAUCAUUAAAAAUAAUUAGUAAGAUAGUGCGUCAUUGUAUAUUAUCUCUCUAUUUUAAGUUAUACCAGAGCCUAAUAACAUUGAUUCUUCCCCCAGACAUUCCACUUUUCUAAAUGUGUAAUUGCAGGGAGUCAUACUGCAUUACUGCAAUGCAAGUGGCUGGUAUGUCUGUCACAAGUAGUAACAGAAAGAGAAAAGCAAAAGUCCUGGUACAACUUCUGUUACAUACUGCUGAUGUAGCUGGAUGCCUUAAACUGCUGUAUUCACUUAACUACAGCAAAGCUGUAGUAUGUGUGGUCCUAUUUUUAUUGUUCUUGUAUUGGGAGAGUGCUCAGACUGCGGGCACGCAUAACAUCCUAGCGUAUAUAUGCAAAGGAAAAGCAGGGAUUAUUGGGGAAAGAUUGCUGUAGAAGUCCUGAAACGAUAAUAUAUGCAUUUUUAAAGUUUUUGUUAUAUUUCUGCUUGCUCUCUGUCUCUCACCAUCCUGCUGUUCCUAUGAAAAAUGGACACCAUUAAGUUAAAAAUAGCGGAGACUGCGGUUUAGUAUCAUAGAUCUAUAUUUCCAAAUACAGUGCUCUGUUAAAUAAAAAAUACGGAGAGAAAAA
Strigops habroptila (Kakapo) is the source of this 10599-nucleotide messenger RNA. It is a transcript of the gene SLC16A14, whose product is annotated as solute carrier family 16 member 14. The transcript is spliced from 5 exons. Gene Ontology annotation, molecular function: monocarboxylic acid transmembrane transporter activity. The record is from RefSeq and is a predicted model, not a curated record. Lineage: Eukaryota; Metazoa; Chordata; Aves; Psittaciformes; Psittacidae. Bases 4781 to 6331 code for a protein of 516 amino acids. Gene Ontology annotation, biological process: transmembrane transport; monocarboxylic acid transport.